AUGUUUCGUGGUGAAAAUGAUAUCUACUUAAUGGCAGCAGCCAACGCCAACGUCAAUGCCAUGCUGAUCAUGACUUUUUUGCAUCAAUUACAUGAUAUCUUAGUGCGUUAUUUCGAAUCUCCGACGAAGAAACAGGAUCUGGAGGGCCAGAAUGCACAGCAUGUUGAAGGCGAUCCGGGCUUAACGAGGGAGAAGAUCAUCGACAAUCAUGCUUUGGUGUUUGAACUACUAGAUGAGUGCAUGGAUUUCGGUAUUGUGCAGCUAACGGAUUAUAAUAUUUUGAAGGAGUAUAUUAAAACUAAAAGGAAUACUCCAACAACUUCAUUACAUAGUGACGACUCGCUGAUAGAGCUGGAUUCGGACUCAGAGAGUAAACCUGCCAAAAAGAAGGCUUCUACAAAGCUGGACAAGAAGAAGAAAAUCGCGAAUAAGAAGUUGAAAUCAACUCAUAAUCUCGCAAACAAAACCGACAUUCUCAAUGAGACGCAAGAACAGUUCAUCAACAGCUCGCUUGUACGGACCCAGGCCCUGGCCAUCAGCUGGCGACCGAAGGGUAUUUUCUACGCGAAGAACGAAAUCUACAUUGACAUUGUGGAGAAAUGUCACUUUCUUUACGAUCUAGAAUCAAAUACAGUGAAAGGAAAUGACAUAUCUGGUGUUUGCGAAGUGCGCUCUUACUUGUCUGGUAUGCCCGUGUGCAAGUUGGGACUCAAUGAGAAGUAUAUUUCUCAAGUCGAAUAUGACGGUGAGCUGGAGAGCACGAGCUCUGAUGAGGAUGAAGAUGCGUCACCAACGCCUUCUGAGGUGAAGAAUAAUCUUAUCAAGAGUUCGGACUCUCUAGAUAAUGAUGAUGCAAGCCAGACGCCAGAUAACAAUCACAAAAAAGAGAAACGUCUCAAAGUUCCCAUCACCAAUGUCUCCUUUCACCAAUGCAUAGAGCUAUCAUCGGUGUAUAAGAAAAACCUCAUUCAUUUCACACCACCUGAUGAUAGAUUCACUCUUUUCUCGUAUAAUGCUGCUCAGCAACGAAGGAAAGAGAAAAAGCCCCUUAUCAUGGUGGAACCAUUAUUCAAGAUAAUCAAAGCAGAAGGCAAAUUACAAGUGCUUUGUUCGCUCACUACGUCAUUUAAGAAAAGAUUACAUUGCAAGCCUCUCGUUGUUAGGAUCCCGAUAUCCCCAAAUCUUUUUCAUCUAGACGGCAAACAACACGGCAGUCUUCGUUACAAAGCUGAAUUAGGCGAUGCGCUGUUCGAGGUAGAUUCUUCGACGUUAACAUGGACUAUCCCUGAUCUUCCAGGCCUGAAGAUGAUAAUUCGAUUCAUGGCAGAGUUAACUAUUGAAAAUGCGGACCAAAUCGAUGAGGCGUCCAUAAAUGCAUCAUUCUAUCAGGCGCUGAAAACUUCAAACGAUCAAGAUGAAGAAUCUGCUUCUGAGCAGCUCAGCAAAUACUACGGCGUGGAUGGCAAAUCGUCCACGGUGUUUGAUGAGCUCCAACGACAUGCCAUGGCCUCACAGAAUCGUGAAAUACAUGUCGAAUUCUCGAUUCCUCUUUUGACAUACUCAGGACUACGAAUUACUUAUCUCAGUGUCGAGGAGAUCCAACUUAAGUACUCCUGCUUUCCCUGGGUCCGGUAUCUUACUGAAGUUCGCAACAAAGCCUUAUCGCAAACCCGAUCAGGUCGAACGAGUGAGUAUCGCUUUAGGCUUGCCCCCCGAUGCUUUCAGAUAUUAUAA
Molecule: messenger RNA, 1734 nt
Organism: Candidozyma auris
Lineage: Eukaryota; Fungi; Ascomycota; Pichiomycetes; Serinales; Metschnikowiaceae
Exons: 1
Coding region: 1-1734 (577 amino acids)
Biological process (GO): intracellular protein transport; clathrin-dependent endocytosis
Cellular component (GO): AP-2 adaptor complex; cytoplasmic vesicle
Molecular function (GO): clathrin-cargo adaptor activity
Source: RefSeq, a predicted model, not a curated record